Messenger RNA from Rhizophagus irregularis DAOM 181602=DAOM 197198, 1072 nucleotides. RefSeq lists its product as uncharacterized. The record is from RefSeq and is a predicted model, not a curated record. NCBI's taxonomy places the organism in Eukaryota, Fungi, Glomeromycota, Glomeromycetes, Glomerales, Glomeraceae.
UUAACAUUAAUUAUAAUUAUAAUAUAGUAUUAUUCCUGAUCAUUAAAAUAUAUAUAUAUAUAUAUAUGUAUAUAUAUAUUUUAUUACACUUUAACUUUUUCCAUUUUAGGUAUUUAUUAAAUAUUAUUAUUACAAUACUCACAAAAGAUUAUAAAAGCAGCACCACUGGAUGAGGAUGAUUAGCAAAAAAAUUCCAUUAAUAAUAUACCGAAUAAAAAAAUAUCCAAUAACUUACAUUAAAUCGAUUGGUCGCCACAAUAUUCGUAUAUAAACUCUUAAAAAUAUUCUUUAUUCUUUUCUUUAUAUACAGUAAAUGAAUCCAUACGAGACUUCAUCAUUUCAAUCUCCAAUGAUACCGGAAUCUAAAAUAGUUGAAGAAGUCAUAUCGGAGAUGGACUCACUAACUUACACUAAAAUCUUACAAAAAAUAACCAUGCCAAUAGAAUAUUUGAUAAGUCCCAAGAGAAAAUCUCGUAAAGGAAAUACUCCUCCAAGGCCACAAAACUCUUUUCUCAUUUACCGUCGGGACUUUAUGUCAAAGUUAACUACAAAUUAUGGUCCUGAAAUUUCUUCAAAUUUAUCUUAUGUUUCAAGUAAUGCUGGAAAGUGGUGGAGUUCUGAGUCUCAAGAGGUUAAGAAUAUUUAUAAAUUAAUCGCUGAUUUAGCGAAAAAAGUUCACGAACGCACUUAUCCUGGUUAUGUAUUCAAACCUAAAAAAAAGCGCUCUCACAAACCUAUUCUCAAUCAUGAUUUUGAUGACGACUUUCUCUUUGCCUCAAAUACUUUUAAUUAUCAAGAUGCACAAAGAAAAUUUGUUCCACAAUUAUUCAAUUAUCAUCAUCCUGGAUUUUCUUCAAUUUCUACCAUUUCUACUACGAGUGGAUCUAAUUCACCUACAUCACAAAUAUACUCUUCUUAUAAUAGUAAUAAUUCUUCUUCUCAAUUAGUUUUACCUUCCAUCGAUGCUAUUUUAUCAGAAUCUGAUAAUUACGAUAGAUUUAUGUGUCGUUCUUUCCAAGGUCCAUAAAAUUUGUAAUUAUUAUAGGAGGGUUUUUUUUUCUAUGGUUUAAUA